UUUCCCAAGGUUUUGGAAAACAUGGCACCAAAUUCCACCAUCCUUUCUUCCCUCAAGCUAGCAAUGAUUCUGGUGCUCUCAGCCUGGAUCUGCAUCUGGAUUCUUAGGCCAACGCAGUUGUGGAAGAAAUCAUGGCACGUAGCGGAGGACCUGGCAAAUGCCACAAUCCUUGGUGACUAUGGUCUCAAUGUGGUGGUCUUCUGUUUCCCAGUUUUAGCUGUGGCUACACUUGGAUACAUCUACUUGCACCUGUGUGUUAAUAAGGGGAGACUAAGGCAGAGAAUAUCCUGGAUGACCCACUUCUCAAGUCCACUUAUUAUCAGUAGUCCUGUAGGGAUACUAUCAGGUGGUGAGCUUCUUUUCAUAGCUUUGUUUGUACUCUUCCUGGUAUGGACCUAUUACUCUAAUGUCUCAGGCGACUUCAAGAAGAUGCCACCAUACAAACCUCUGCAGUUGAAUAGGUGGCAGCAAAAAAUGAUGCGCAUGGGUAUUCGGAUUGGUUCCCUCAGUGAGGCAUGUCUUGCCCUCCUGCUUCUGCCAAUUCUAAGAGGGAUGGCAGUAUUUAGGAUACCUGGAAUUCAGUUUGAGGCUUCAGUUAGGUACCAUGUGUGGAUCGGUAAUGCCAUGAUACUGCUUUCAGUUUUACAUGGCGUCACUAUCAUGUCUGUAUGGGCAGUCAAGAGAAGUCUUUUAGAGGAGAUAACCAAAUGGCAGAGAACAGGGCGAGUGUACAUUGCAGGUGCAGUUGCUUUGGUAACAGGAGUGAUCAUCUGGUUAACUUCACUUCCUCCAAUAAGAAGGAAGCAGUUUAAGUUUUUCUACCUAGCGCACCACUUGUAUAUUGUUUUCAUCCUGUUCUUCUUGCUGCAUGCGGGAGCUGGGCAUUUUUAUUUGGUAAUUGCUGGUGUUCUUCUAUUUGCCCUCGACAAAAUUCUACGUGUCAUACAGUCAACUAGAGAAACAUGUCUUAUUUCUGCGCGCAUACUGCCAUGCAAAGCAGUAGAACUCACUCUCCCAAAGCAUCCAAGCAUGAAGUACACCCCAACAAGUAUGAUAUUUGUAAAGAUAGCAGCAAUAUCAAAAUUCCAGUGGCAUCCUUUCAGCAUAAUUUCAAGCUCCAAUAUGGAUGAUGAUAGAUUCUCAGUUCUAGUCAAAUGCCAAGGACAGUGGACUAAUGCACUCUAUGACAUGGUAAACUCAAUGACAGAUUCAGAAUCUGGUAAUAUGAAGAAUCUUUCUGUUGCAGUAGAAGGGCCCUAUGGCCCGGCUACAUUCCCCCACCAAAGGUAUGAUAGCUUAGUUUUAGUCGCUGGUGGAUCUGGUAUAACUCCAUUUUUAAGCAUUUUGCAAGAUGUUGCAUCGAGAUGUGGCAAUAUCAGCAAGUAUCCUACAAAGAUACAACUGAUAUAUGUUGUGAAGCGACUGCAAGACCUCAGCAUGCUAACCCCAAUUUCUCCAUUACUGAUUAACCAGUCUGGGGAGCUUGGACAUCUGAAAUUAAAGGUAUUUGUGACACAAGAACAGGGAACAGUCAGAGAAAUGUUUAAUGAUUCGUCUCAGGUGAAGACAGCCGUCAUGGACAGGAAUUCUUCCGCAGACACUGUAGCAAGACCAGAAGGGCUAUUGUGGAAGGCAACAAUUACAAUGUUAUCCUUUAUUACUUUUCUUGCUUCUUUAGUUUGUUUAAGCCAUAUUUUCAUCCAUCAAGGGAAGAAAUCCUCAGAGAACAAGUAUCCAUCAUGGGUCAAUGACUUAUUGGUGUUCUGUUCAUUUGUAAUUGCUACUAGUUGUUGUUCAGUGGCCACAGUUUUUUUAAGAUGGAGGAAGUCAGUGAACAACAUCCAAUUACUUUCUCAAAAGUACACUGAAUCUGCUGAAAUGCACUCUAUGCAACUAAAAGGUGCAUUAGAGGAACAUGAAAUAAACUUUGGAAGGAGACCAAACCUCAUAGAUAUACUUUCAGAAUGGUCAGCCGAAAUAGAAGAAUCAAAAGUAGGAAUCUUUGUUUGUGGUCCAGAUUCCAUGCAGGAGUCAGUGGCUACAUUCUGUAGAGCACGCUUGCAAAAGUCCAACGGUGGUGAUAGAAAGCAAAAGUGUCACUUCAAUUAUCACUCUGUCAACUUCUCUCUUUAGUUAUGCUUCCUCUCAGUGAAAGGUGAUAGCCCAUGUAUAUAUGUUUUACUAAUAGUCUGGGACAUGCAAUGUUAAAAUGGCUUUCCUAAGUUGCUAUGAGUUUAGUGGUGAUUGUAUCAGUAAAUUGGAGAACUUUAAUUUCUUUGGUGGAUAUGCAGUUUAUAAAUGUAAAAUCAACUGAUGUAGAGAUGAUCGACUACAAAAGCUGAAUGAGUGACUACUCUGUGA
This is a messenger RNA of Elaeis guineensis (African oil palm), 2361 nucleotides long. The record is from RefSeq and is a predicted model, not a curated record. NCBI's taxonomy places the organism in Eukaryota, Viridiplantae, Streptophyta, Magnoliopsida, Arecales, Arecaceae.